AUGAGUGGCCCCCUUCUUCAGAGGCCUUGGCCAAAAGAGGCAGAUUCUACUAAAUCAUAUAAAAAUAAGCAGAAAUCAUCUGAAUUGAACGUUGGUAAUUCUGACUUCACCUCUGAAAGUAAAGCAAUAAAAUCGCCCGACAAAAGGCGCUUUGAAGAGGUUGAGAUAAAAUUGGAAGAAAUGUUUGCCGGAAUUGAUGAUGAACAGUCCUCCCAUUUAAAUGUUAAGGGAGAUACAUCCACUGCAAACAAGAAAUCCAAUCCUGGAAAUAACAAUGCCGGAGAUGUCAGUGUGACCGAAAAAACUUUGCAGACGAAGGCUGCAGUCAAGUGCACUGAAUAUGCUCUCCCAUCUACAACAAUUAAUUGUUCAAGUCCAUUAAAUGAAAAAUCAAUGGAUGAAAAAAUUGUUUCCAAAUCCAUACAAAAUAAGCUACCACCUAGAAGACCUUCUAUCAGCAUUGAGCAGCAAAUGAACCAUGCGCCCGAGAUACAAAAUGAUUUUAAAUCAAGUGGUCCACACCUCUCCAAGCCGAUAUCAAUGCAAAAGCACGACAAUACGAAUGAUACAAAUUUAAAUGCCAAUACGCUAUCUAAUAACAAAAACAAAAGUGCAGGGAAUAACAAAAAACAAUCCAACGAUACUAAAAUGGACACCAUUACAAAGGCAAAAUCAAAACAUAAAAAAAAUAUGAGAAAUGAGACAGUACAUGGAUCCAUGAAAUGGAAACAACAAAAGUUUAAAACUCGGCAUUUAGGUAACUGCUCAUCCUCUGACCAUGAUAAUGAACCAGAUGAAAAAGUUCAACAUUCCAGAGACAUGGAGAUUAAGUACCGAUCUCCAUUUAUCUUAAUAAAGAGUGAUGGCCAAGUUAGCAUCGUAAAUACGCCUAGUUUCGAUGAAUGCGCAGAUAAAACAAAUAAGCUAAAAAAAACCGGCAGUUAUGAACGAAAGAACGCUAGAGGUACAUAUUCUUCGACACUUAGUAAUAAAUAUGACGCCGAUACGGCAGAUUCAACAUGGAUAUGUGUAUUUUGCAAACGUGGUCCACAUAAGAAAGGUCUUGGCGAUCUGUUUGGUCCUUAUUAUGUGGCUGUAGAUUGCGAUGACUAUAAACAUACAGCAAACAUGAACAUGACCAAUUCCACAAGUGAAUCAAAACACUCAUACAUUGGGACACCAACUAACUACGUUAAUAAUGUUUCUCCCUACUCAAAAAAAGUGACCGCAAAUCAGACAGUAUACGAACCAAUUGUGGUAGAAAAAUUUGGUGGCUAUAGAACUUUGGAAGAUGACUUGAAAUCAAUACGGCAAAAUGGUAUUCAUAACGCAAUGCCCAAUAAUAUUGAAGUAUGGUUCCACGAGGAUUGCGGUGUGUGGGCUCCAAAUCUUUUUUUAGCUGGUUCGCGACUUGUGGGUCUUGAAAGCGCCAUUUGGAACAGUUCAUUUCAUAAAUGCAUACUGUGCGAAAAAAUGGGCGCUACUAUCUGCUGUCUGGAAAGAGAAUGUGAAGAAACUGUGCAUCUAGUUUGUGCUCGUGAAAAUGCAUGGGUCUUAGACGAGAGUAAAUUGUGGUCUCACUGUGCGAAACAUGCGUGA
This is a messenger RNA of Stomoxys calcitrans (stable fly), 1599 nucleotides long. RefSeq lists its product as uncharacterized. Lineage: Eukaryota; Metazoa; Arthropoda; Insecta; Diptera; Muscidae. The record is from RefSeq and is a predicted model, not a curated record. Gene Ontology annotation, biological process: regulation of transcription by RNA polymerase II. Gene Ontology annotation, cellular component: nucleus. The transcript has a single exon. Bases 1 to 1599 code for a protein of 532 amino acids.